AUGGAGUAUCCUCGGAUCCGCGAGCUACCAGUGCUUGGGAACAACUACCAGCCCAAGGAUUUGCACAACUUCUACAUCCGAACGGUGAGCACGAUUCGACACCUGGUCUCAUUUGGAUGCAAUAUGAACAAUAUGACAACGGCAUCUCUUAUUGAGGCAAAGCUCCCCAAGAGAAUCAUUCAAAAGUUGUACGCAAACCCGCGUAGUCAACCACCGGAUGCGGAACGGCUUUUGGAGAUGAUUCGCGACAUCUCGCAUACGGAGAACUUGGUGUCGGCUAUUGUGAACGAUCGAGCGGAAGAUCGAGUGACCACCAUGGCAACGCAACAUCAAGGUUCGGGACAGCAUCAUCGCAGUCACUAUCGAGGAGUCGGAGAGCAGCAGCGACGACAUGGUCAAGGACCGAGAGCAACUGGCAGAGAACCGCAGCCAUGCCCAUUCUGCGUCAGGACCAACAUGAUGCAUGCACCGGAAUCGUGUAGGACGUAUCCCGACAACGUCAGCAGACGGGAUCGAUGCAGGGAGUUGAAUUUGUGCUAUCAGUGUCUGAGCGGAGGCCAUCGAGCAGCGGCUUGUCCUGAUCGAUGCAAGUCUUGUCGGGAAAGACACCAUCAGUCAAUGUGCCAUCGUCGACAUGAGGAAGGAGCCGGCGGAACGAACGGCGGGACAGGGCAACAGCAGAACAAUGGGUUUCGUCCCCCGCAAGCACAAGAUCGACAGGGCCACAACUCGGGACAACGGUCAUACCAUACAAAUAUGAUUGGAGCAGAAGAUAUCCAUGCGUUGGAAGAGGAACAAGACUACACCACCUAUGUGGCCGAAGCAGCAGCGGGCGCGGCCGACGUUCAAUCAACGGUGAGUCAUACCCCAGGACGACCACCAGAGGACGAGCAGUUUGUGACUCCGACCGUCGAGUCAGAUUCCGAGGAAGAAAAGGAUGAUCGGAAGGAGACGAAGGUUGGAAACAGAAAAUGCUUGAUGCUGACGGCGCAAUUACCAGUCAUCGACGACGGCGGUGCAAAGCACAAGGCCACCAUCUUCUUCGAUUCGGGAAGCAAUUUGAGUUAUGUCACUACCGAAUUCGUGAGGAAACUCAAGAUUGCGCUUACUGAGCAGACAAGCUUGACGGUGUCGACGUUUGCAAGCAAGGAGAACAAACACCUCACAUCGAAUGUCUACACCAUCACGUGUCAGCUGCCAGAGAAAGAAGUUGCGCUCCGACUGUGUGAAAUCGAGUUCAUUUCAUCGAACAUCACCACGUCUGAAAUCUCACGAGAUCAGUGGCAUCAGCUACAGCUUCAUUGCACCACGGAUUGGAGUUAA
This is a messenger RNA of Caenorhabditis bovis, 1323 nucleotides long. Lineage: Eukaryota; Metazoa; Nematoda; Chromadorea; Rhabditida; Rhabditidae. The record is from the annotation of a GenBank genome assembly.